Molecule: messenger RNA, 1368 nt
Organism: Mycena indigotica
Lineage: Eukaryota; Fungi; Basidiomycota; Agaricomycetes; Agaricales; Mycenaceae
Exons: 5
Coding region: 1-1368 (455 amino acids)
Source: RefSeq, a predicted model, not a curated record
AUGGAGAAGAUCUCUGAGAACUGGACGCCCACCAACGUCACCACGACCUUCAAGCUUUCCACCACUACUCUGCCUGACGGUGGCCAUCGUCCGACGUCAGUUGGACCCAAUGUCGUCACAAGUAUCUGUGGAUUUGGUUGGCGCUUCCUGGUCCGGGCAGAGGAGCUUCCCAGACUGACCAUGGUCGACAACGCGGGGGAGAGCGUCAUUUCUUAUCAAGUGACCAUCCUUUUCGAUCCAUAUCUGGUUGCCUCAGGAAGAUAUGGGACGGUAUUGUUGCGGACGACUGUUAUCCGUCUCCUGCCAUCCGCACGAACGCCUCAAUCGGAACAGAUCCAAUAUGUCCUUCCAUCGUCGACCGUUAGCGAGUUGGGCCAGUAUAUAUACCCCAGCAAAGCCCGAGCACCAAGCAUUAUUUCCGUGUCACUUACAUUUCCUGCAUCCCUUGGCCUUACGCUUCCACGAACCUUAACUUGGAAGAUGGAGGAGACUUUGGAGUCGACGUUGGAUGGGAAAGAGAUGGUCGAUGUCAAGUUUUAUGCGUUCAGUCGAUGGAAACUUAAUGCGGACGACAAGGGGGUCAUCUCUCACCCGUUGCCGUUGUUUGCCAACCUGCGCCUGCUGGAAGGGUUUUCAGAUGAUCUUGACUCGUUGCUCAAAGGAGAAGGCUUUUUGGAGGCCGCAAUGACUGUGGACUUUGAUUCAUACGAGCCCGAGGACCAGGAAAUCGAUAGCACCGGCUAUGGGUAUGAGUCAGACAGCGACUUGGAAUCCGACACUAGCUCCGAAGCAAACACUUCUGUAACUCGCCACAGAAUUCGUAACGACUUGAAGGCAACGAGCGGCACCGAUACCGAGGGCAAAAGCGGUCCAGGUGACAUUGACGCCACCUUACCUUUGCAUAAAUCUCCUCCACGAAAUGGUCGGGUAGUCGUGCUCAAAGGCACGGCAUACAAAACAUGGAAGGCGCUCCUCAGCUAUCUGUACACAGGUCGCAUUCAAUUCCAGUCCCUCACUUCUCAAGCCGAAAAGCAGCAGUCAUCGCCUGCACUCGGUGGAUUGGGACCACACUGUUCUCCGAAGUCAAUGUAUCGGCUUGCGGACAAGCUGGGCCUCCAUGAUCUCCAAGAGCUCGCUCUGCAAACGAUCUCGGCGGGCAUUUCACGGGAAAACAUUAUCGAGGAAGUGUUUUCGUCGUUCACGUCCAUGUAUCCCGCGAUACAAGAACUCCAAACAGAUUUCCUUGUCAAAAACUUUCCUACACCUUCGGACGGUUUGGUGGAGAUCACACAGCAGAUCUGUGACGGAGAAAAGCCAUAUUGCGCAGGAACAUUGAAGAUGGUCCUCGAGAAGUUGGCCAAGCGUUGA